CAACUCGUUUCCCCUAUCUUGAAAGACGCUCCCGAUAAACCCUAAUUCGCAUCCCGGCAGUUCGGACCAAAAUUCUUCUUUUAACUUCCAACUGAAUUCGGACCAAGGUGAGCGAUUCGCCAAUUGUUUUCAUUCCGGUCUUUCUCGCUUCGCAUUGCGGUUUCAAUAAAUCUCAAAAUUUUGAAGAAUGGAGGCUUGUUGAGGCGCAUUUGGAGUGCGUUUUCCCCAUUCUUGCAAUGCGGCGUUGAGUAUUUGAUGAUUUAUGGAGUAUAUUGCGUUUUAAUCUGUACAUGACAUGCUUUUACUUAACGUCGGAUUGCUCAUUUAGCAAUAGAACUGCCUUUUGUAAUGGAGAGGCUGUGGAGUGGUUCUUUUGGUGCCUCUUUGCUGUCUAUUUGGAAAAGAGUUUCUGUUCAAUGCUUGUGCAAUGGAGAUAAUGAGCGGGAUUCCAAAAAGGACUUUUCUUGACUAAGUGUGGGGGAGAUUGAGGUUAACUGGUGGCAAAGAUGGAUGGAUUAUUAUCUGGUGGCUUAGUUCCCAAGCGGUCUUUGAGAAAGAAAGCAGCUAUGAAGAAUUACAAUGAGAACUUGAUUGAUGAGGUCAUAGAUUCACACUUGGGUGGUGCGUCGAGGAAAAGGAACAGGACGACGCAGGAUUUGGAGAAAGAGACCGAAACUGAGGCCAUGAUGGCUAUAUCUCUUGGCUUCCCAAUUGAUGCGUUGCUCGAAGAAGAGAUUCGGGCUGGAGUGGUGAGGCAGUUGGGUGGCAAAGAGCAAAAUGACUACAUCGUUGUAAGAAACCAUAUACUGGCUAAGUGGAGGAAUAAUGUACGGAUGUGGUUGACGAAAGAUAGGAUAAGAGAGACCGUCAGUAGUGAAUGCGAGCACUUGAUUUGUUCAGCCUAUGAUUUCCUUUUAAACAAUGGGUAUAUUAACUAUGGUAUCUUGCCUACAAUGCCUGAAGAAGUUGUUGAAGGGUCUGUUAUAAUCGUGGGUGCAGGACUUGCUGGGCUUGCAGCAGCGAGACAGCUCCUGUCUUUUGGUUUCAAGGUGCUUGUUCUAGAGGGUAGAAAUAGGCCCGGGGGCAGAGUCUAUACUCAAAAGAUGAGUCAGAAUGGUGAUUUCGCAGCUGUGGAUCUUGGUGGCAGUGUGAUUACAGGCAUUCAUGCUAAUCCUCUUGGGGUUCUUGCUAGGCAACUCUCUAUUCCUCUUCAUAAGGUCAGAGAAAAAUGCCCUUUGUAUAGACCUGAUGGCACACCUGUCAAUGAGAAAACCGAUUCCGAGGUUGAGUUCAUCUUUAACAGAUUGCUGGACAAGGUCAUGGAAUUGAGACAAAUAAAGCAUGGUUUUGGGCAUGAUAUCUCUUUGGGCACUGUCUUGGAGACACUGAGGCAAUUGUAUGGCGUGGCGAAAAGCAAAGAGGAAAUGCAACUUCUUGAUUGGCACUUUGCAAACUUGGAAUAUGCCAAUGCUGGAUGUCUUUCAAAUUUGUCGGCAGCAUACUGGGAUCAGGAUGAUCCUUAUGAAAUGAGCGGGGAUCAUUGCUUUCUUGCUGGAGGGAAUGGGAGAUUGGUAAAAGCUUUGAGUGAUGGAGUUCCUAUAUUCUAUAACAAGAUUGUCAAUAUGAUAAGAUACAACGAUGAUGGGGUUGAGGUAAUUGCUGGGAAUCAAGUUUUCCAAGCAGAUGCAGUCUUAUGCACCGUACCGCUUGGUGUUUUGAAGAAACGAACCAUAACAUUUGAGCCAGAAUUACCUCCAAGGAAGCUUGAAGCAAUUGAAAGGUUGGGCUUUGGAUUAUUAAAUAAAGUGGCGAUGGUUUUUCCUUAUGUUUUCUGGGGAGAAGAUCUGGAUACAUUUGGUUGUCUCAGUGAAGAGGGCCAAAACCGAGGAGAGUUCUUUCUGUUCUAUAGUUAUCACACAGUGUCAGGUGGUCCCGUACUUAUUGCACUUGUGGCCGGAGAAGCUGCCCAAGCAUUUGAAUACAUGGACCCAUGCACUUCACUCAGUCGUGUGUUGAGUAUACUCAAAGGUAUAUAUCGUCCGAAAGGCAUUGACGUGCCUCACCCCAUACAAUCGAUAUGUACAAGAUGGGGAAGCGAUCCUCUCUCUUAUGGUUCAUAUUCCCAUGUAAGAGUGAACUCGUCUGGUAGAGAUUAUGACAUACUUGGAGAGAGCGUGGGGAACCGGCUUUUUUUUGCUGGGGAAGCCACAAGUAGGCAGUACCCAGCCAGCAUGCAUGGUGCCUUCUUGAGUGGCUUGAAAGAAGCUUCGCACAUUUCUCAUGCUGCCAGGGAUUGGGAAACCACUUCGAGAAAGUUUGUGCAGAGAAAUAUCGGGGCAAGCAGUGAUUUGCUGGUGGAUCUGUUCCUGAAGCCUGAUUUAGCAUUUGGGAAUUUCAUGGUCAUUUUCGAUCCUCUAAAUGAUGACCCAAAGUCAAUGGCCAUACUGAGAGUUAACUUUGACAAUAAUAAAAUCAGUUUGCCUGGCAAUUUAAAUAGCUUCCAUGAGCACUCUGCUAAUGGACCGUCGCCACUUUACACAGUACUAACAUGCGAACAGGCUCAGGAUCUACAUUUAAUGAGUGGAGGGGAUGACAGCAGAUUAUCGUACUUGACUAAGACACUCUGUUUGAAGUUAAUGGGCCUUAGUGCAGCGGUAAAUUUUGCUAGCUACUUGAUUAGUAACAUUGCCAGUGCCCGGAGAAUUAUGGGCAAGGGUCGUCUUUCCUGUGGAUAUAAGAACAAUGUACAUACUUAGCUAGCCCUUGGUAGGUACCCUGCCAAUUUUUUUCCUUACAUAGAGAUUUGGCAAGGAUUUUAUUUAUCGAUUUUAGGAGACACCAAAAUUUGUUUGCAGUCUGAAGAACACUGAUUAGGUCUGCUAAUCGAUUUUUUGCGUCUGAUUUCGAAGAUGUAAUCACUGAAAAACGUGCCUGUGAUGUGUUUUGGAGUAGCUCAGACGAUGUAUUACUCGCAUUUGCAGAGGAGAAUCUUGCUGGACUCUUGGGGCACCUGUUCAUCCUGGUCGAGCUUCACAGUAGGUGCUUUUGUGCUUUUAUCUAGCCUUUUUUGUCUCUGCAAAAUGCAGUUGUGUGUACACUUUUGUAUUUUGUUUGUAAAAGUGUCGAUGGCUGAUGUUUAAGAGACGGUUGAUUUCUCACAAUUUUUAUGAUUUGGUGAGAGAAAUCUCCAUUACAGAAGGCUCUUUCUUCAUGACUUGUUAAUGUCCAUUGAAUGUCUCUCUGUUUCUACUGAA
Eucalyptus grandis is the source of this 3254-nucleotide messenger RNA. RefSeq names its product lysine-specific histone demethylase 1 homolog 2. The record is from RefSeq and is a predicted model, not a curated record. NCBI's taxonomy places the organism in Eukaryota, Viridiplantae, Streptophyta, Magnoliopsida, Myrtales, Myrtaceae. Gene Ontology annotation, molecular function: protein binding; oxidoreductase activity. The coding region runs from base 507 to 2756 and encodes 749 amino acids. The transcript is spliced from 2 exons.